Messenger RNA from Hordeum vulgare subsp. vulgare (domesticated barley), 1563 nucleotides. RefSeq names its product alpha/beta hydrolase domain-containing protein WAV2. The coding region runs from base 125 to 1084 and encodes 319 amino acids. Gene Ontology annotation, biological process: proteolysis. The transcript is spliced from 8 exons. NCBI's taxonomy places the organism in Eukaryota, Viridiplantae, Streptophyta, Magnoliopsida, Poales, Poaceae. Gene Ontology annotation, molecular function: serine-type peptidase activity; palmitoyl-(protein) hydrolase activity. The record is from RefSeq and is a predicted model, not a curated record. Gene Ontology annotation, cellular component: membrane.
GUCCCGUCCGACUAAAACCCAAAUCCGGCCCCGACCGACGACGCGAGUCAAAGAGCAGCGGCGACCGCGCACAUCACCACCACCACCCGCCUGACGGAGCCCUUCCUUCCCAUCGGCGGCGGAGAUGGUGGGGUGGCUCAAGGCGCUGGUGUACGGCGCGGGGGGCAUGGCGGUGGUGGGUCUGGCGGCGCUGGUGGCGCUGCAGGAGCGCCUCGUCUACGUGCCCGUGCUCCCUGGUCUCCCGCGAGCCUACCCCAUCACGCCCACGCGCCUCCGACUCAUCUAUGAGGACGUCUGGCUCCGCGCCGCCGACGGCGUGCGCCUCCACUCCUGGUUCCUCCGCCAUUCUCCCACCUGCCGAGGUCCAACCAUUCUGUUCUUCCAGGAAAAUGCCGGCAAUAUUGCACAUCGUUUGGAAUGCGUUCGACUAAUGAUGCAGCGGCUACAGUGCAAUGUGUUUAUGCUUUCUUAUAGAGGGUAUGGUGAGAGUGAAGGUUAUCCUUCUCAGAGUGGCAUCACAAAAGAUGCACAGGCUGCGCUUGAUCAUCUACUUCAGAGGAAGGACAUUGACACAUCCAGGAUAGUUAUCUUUGGGAGAUCUUUAGGAGGUGCUGUUGGAUCAGUUCUUGCAAAGAACAAUCCUGACAAGGUGUCUGCUCUAAUAUUGGAAAAUACUUUUACAUCUAUAUUGGAUAUGGCUGGUAUCAUGCUGCCCUUCUUAAGAUGGUUCAUAGGCGGCAGUUCUGCCAAAGGCCCAAAACUUCUUAACUGUGUUGUUCGCUCUCCAUGGAGUACACUUGAUGUUGUUGCAGAGGUCAAACAACCCAUUCUCUUCCUUUCUGGAUUGCAAGAUGAACUGGUUCCCCCUUCACACAUGAGGAUGCUGUAUGACAAAGCUGUUGAACAUAACAGGAAUUGUAGGUUUGUUGAUUUUCCCAGUGGUAUGCAUAUGGAUACCUGGAUUUCUGGAGGGGACCGCUACUGGAGGACAAUUGAAUUGUUUCUGGACCAAUAUGCCCCAGAAGUAGAGAGUUCUGAUGUCAGCUGCACAAGUGAAAUUGCUGAUGAUGAUAAAGCUGCAUAAUAAUUGGGAUAUUUAGAGCAGCCUGCUGUUUUCCACCAGUUUUUCUGAUGUUGAUGCAAUUCCGGUCUUUGAUGGAUUGAAGAUCAUUUCAAACAAUUAAUUCAGGUGAUUGUUCUGCUCCAUUCCACCUGAAGAAGCCAAAGCUGUGAAUAUAUUUUGAGGUUGUUCUCCAUCCUAUGAUGCUGCUGCAUUUGUGUAUGGAGUGACAUAUAUAUAUUUCUGAGCCUAGCAUGGCCUUCAACUCCCGAGUUUCUGUACAAUGUUGAAUUGGCUUCAUUCAAGUAUUUGCAAUUUAUUGGAACUAGUAGUACCGUAUGUUAGCAAAUCUAGCCUUGGUGUAUGACGGUUCAGUAUAGGGUAAUCUUGUUGGCUCAGCCAUUUGGUUCUGUUAUUAUGACUGUUGCUACCAACAUGGUAUCUUGUUUUUUUGCGCCUGCUGUGCAAAAACCUGCAGCUUUCAAUAUCUUUGUUUCUGAAAA